CGCGUGCUUGACUCUGGCGCUCCGGGGCUCGGGCAGAGAGGAGGAAGUCUCCGCGCCGUCACAUACUCUUAACUACCGUCGAUGUCCCGACCUGUCGCUCUGCGCCCUGGAUAAAACGAUGCUCGCCAGGCGGGAUGUGAGCCAGACACUGCUGUCGGAGGAGGCGAGCAGCGUGGCGAGGUAACCACUCAGCCAUUUCUGCGGAGUUGGGCUUCUCUCCACACAGCAUACCUGCGGCAAGUAGAAACCUACCUGCGAGGGUCGUCGAGGUGGGGCUGGCCAGCUGUCAUUGAUGACCAGACGUUCUUCUGCCCACGAUGGAGUCCAAGAAGCGGAGCAAGCUGGCCUUUUUCCGGAAGAAAAUUCUCCCACAUCUCCACCGGGGCAAGACAAGUCCAACCAAGCAUACCCUCCAACCCAAUUCCUUCGUGGACAAUCGAAUGAGCACCUCCGUUCCGGAUAUAAGGAUCAUGAGGCAGGAGCCUGAUCGCGUUGCCUCCAGGACGCAGGCCCAUCUUUACAGCUCUUCAAGCCACAACAGUGUCUCCACACUACUUGACAGGGAGGGAGUUGGGAGUGGCCUGCAAGUACCAGGUGCAGGAACUAAAAAGAGUGAACACAGACGGAGCAUGCCAGCAGACUGCACAGACUGGACUUUCUCCCAGGAGGUGGUCAGUGGUUUCUGCGGAGAAGAGAGGAGCUCAAUGGAGACGCAACAAGGAAACGUUUCAGGCAUGGAGCCUGAAGAGCUGGCCCUGCCAGAGAUCAUGACCGUCUACAACCCAGACACCCCGACAGAAGAGCUCUCACCAGACAACACACAGGCUGCGAUGGGCAACGAGACUGAAUCUCCGUUGGACAACGUCCAAGGCGUCCCGCGGUCCUACUUGCUCACCAUCUACCUAAAGGAAGGACACAACCUGGUCAUCAGAGACCGCUGUGGCACCAGUGACCCGUAUGUAAAGUUCAAGUUUUUUGGAAAAAGUAUCUAUAAAAGCAAAGUGAUUCAUAAAAAUCUGAAUCCUACAUGGAAUGAGUCCUUCACUGUACCAGUAAAGGAUCUGAAUCAGAAGAUCUACCUCAAGGUGUUUGACAGCGAUCUGACUACAGACGACUUCAUGGGCUCUGCCUGGGUUCUCCUGAGUGAUUUGGAAAUAGAUAAGGUCAACGAGCUCUCUCUCCCGCUGAAUGACCCCAACACCCUGGAUGAAGACAUGGGCUACCUGCUGGUAGACAUGACGCUGUCUCUCAGAAGCGGAAGCGCCAAGAAAGGCAUUAAGUGGCCACGAAAACGAAGUAGGGGAGGGGCUUCCCUGAACUCUCGUUUGUCAGAUUCGCUGAAGAAGAGUCAGCUCUGGACGUCCACUUUGUCAGUGACGCUGGUUGAAGGUCAGGGGUUAACUUUGGACAGUCUGACAGGUCAUCUGUUUGUUCGCUUCAAAUUGGGAGAGCAACAGUAUAAAAGCAAGAAUCACUGCAAAGUGGCCAAUCCCCAGUGGAGAGAAAGAUUCACCAUGAAACAGUUCCUGAAUGUGCCACAAGUCCUGGAGGUGGAGCUCUGGUCCAAAGAAUCUCGAAGAAACGAGGAGCGGAUUGGGAUAUGUGAAGUGGACCUCUCCCAGAUCCCUGUUAAUGAGCGGAAGGUUUUCAGUCUGACCGUGAGUCCUUGCAGAGGAACCUUGGUCUUCCUGGUCACACUAAAACCAUGCAGCGGCGUUACCAUCACCGACCUCAGUGCCGCACUGCUUGAUGAACCUCUUGAACGACAGAACCAGCUGGAAAACUAUCAUUGGAAACGAUCUCUAAAGAACCUCGGAGAUGUUGGUUUACUUCAAAUCAAAGUCAUCAAGGCCUCAGACCUGAUUGCUGCUGAUUUAAACGGAAAGAGUGACCCUUACUGCGUGUUAGAACUGGGCAAUGACAGACUGCAGACCCACACGGUCUAUAAGAACCUCAAUCCAGAGUGGAACCAAGUCUUCACACUGCCUGUCAAGGACAUUCAUGACGUUCUCAUGGUUUCUGUCUUCGAUGACGACGGUGACAAGGCGCCAGACUUUCUUGGAAAAGUUGCCAUUCCACUGCUCUCGAUCCACAACAGACAACGGCUUGUCUGCCUGCUGAAGAAGGAGGACUUGGCCAGACUGUCGAAGGGAAGCAUUACUCUAGAGCUGGAGGUUAUUUUUAACCCUGUCAAAGCAAGUAUAAGAACUUUCCAGCCCAAGGAGAGAGGCUACAUGGAGGAUAAUCUGAAAUUUUCCAAAAAGGCUCUGGCCAGGAAUGUGGCGCGUGUAAGGGCAAUUUACGCAGCCAUCACGUCUACUCUGCAGUACAUCAAAAGCUGCUUCCAGUGGGAGAGUGUUCAGAGGAGCCUGCUGGCCUUCCUGAUUUUUCUCGUCACGGUGUGGUACUGGGAUUUUUACAUGCUGCCCUUCUUCCUGGUUCUGCUCAUCACAUGGAACUACUUCCAGGUCUGCUCCGGCCGAGUCAGUCAGGACGUGGACAGCAUGGAUUUGGCAGAUGAGGACGAGGAUGAUGAAAAGGAGUCAGAGAGGAAAGGGCUCAUAGAUAAAAUCCACAUGGUCCAAGACAUCAUCAUCACGGUUCAGAACCUGCUGGAUGAGAUCGCCUGCCUGGGAGAGAGGAUUAAGAACACGUUUAACUGGUCUGUGCCAUUCCUGUCUUGCCUGGCUCUUGUGGUUUUUAUCAUCGCUGCAGUCAUCACAUACUUCAUCCCCAUUCGCUAUAUAAUCCUGAUAUGGGGUAUCAAUAAAUUCACCAAGAAGUUGCGGAACCCGUACAGCAUCAACAACAAUGAGGUGCUUGAUUUCCUGUCGAGGGUGCCUUCAGAUGUGCAGAAGGUUCAGUACAGCGAGCCCAAAGUUACUCGGAAGAAGAAGAUCCUGUAGAAAAGGUUGCAGAGGAGAGAUUAUUUACCUGGCUGGUCCUGAUGCUGCUGUUGAUGGGCAUCAUGCUUAAGCCCACCAUGUGGCAGACUGUAGAUCUGUCUGAGAAAAGGGCUCUCCUUUGUCUUGAUUACAGGUUGUUUCGUAUUUACGGAUCUCCCAGCUCAGAUGAGCCGGCGCUUCUCAACCAAAGAAGUCCUCACGAGGACUCAAUAGAUAUUAUGAAUGUGCCCAUUUGUGUAUUUCUAGAGCAGCUUAUGUUUGUCAAGAAUAUAUGUGUAUUAUUUUAUGUACAGUUCACUUUAACAAAAAAUAUUAAUAAGGGGCUGCUGUAUGUUGUGUUGUUGGUACAUUAUGACACUUUUACAGAUGGAAUAUUGUCCAUCUCAAGAAAACGAUGCAAUUUUUGGGAUGAAUGUAAAUGUCUUAAUCUGUUUUAGAAAAUAUUGAGUAAUUUUCUAAAUCAAAGUUUUUAUAUAGAAGAUAGGAGUUACUAUGUAUUAAAUUUCUCCUAUUCAAAACUGGAUUUAUGAUAUGUUUAAAUCACUAAGUUUAUUUAACUGUGUUAAUAUGAAUAUUUACAUGCAAAGAUAAGUGCCUGCAUUUAGUUUACAGUUCAUAUCAUGUAAAAUCAUUCUGUUUUGUUUUUUUUGUGCAUGUGCUGUAAGACCUUAUUUAUUAUUGACAACUACUCAUGAACACGUUGUGUCCUUUUGCUCAAAAAGCAAUAAAUGCAUGCAUUGAAACUA
Molecule: messenger RNA, 3652 nt
Organism: Fundulus heteroclitus (mummichog)
Lineage: Eukaryota; Metazoa; Chordata; Actinopteri; Cyprinodontiformes; Fundulidae
Product: multiple C2 and transmembrane domain-containing protein 2
Exons: 22
Coding region: 318-2906 (862 amino acids)
Biological process (GO): regulation of neurotransmitter secretion
Cellular component (GO): synaptic vesicle membrane
Molecular function (GO): calcium ion binding
Source: RefSeq, a predicted model, not a curated record